Molecule: messenger RNA, 1800 nt
Organism: Salvia miltiorrhiza (redroot sage)
Lineage: Eukaryota; Viridiplantae; Streptophyta; Magnoliopsida; Lamiales; Lamiaceae
Product: CBS domain-containing protein CBSCBSPB3-like
Exons: 15
Coding region: 181-1722 (513 amino acids)
Molecular function (GO): protein binding
Source: RefSeq, a predicted model, not a curated record
CUCCCUCCGCCGCCCUUCCCGCCGCACAGCAGCCUGUUGCUGUUGCGACUCUCUGCCCUGCCGAGCGUCGCUGCCUCCUCCAGCCACCCAAAGCAGUCGCCAAUCAGUUGGAAUCUCGAUCUCGAUCAACUCAAAAACUUUUCGAUUUGUUCAAAAAUAUUAAUUGGCCCGACGACAGCAAUGAGACGCUACCGUAUGGCCGAGAGCUUCACGGCGAAGAUGUCUUCAUCCGCAGCUAAUGGAACCAACACCCCACCUCAAUUAUGCAGUGAGAGUGAGAGAAUAUUGAAGAAUCUUCCGUUAGUCAAGCCAUUCAAAGUUUCUGAGGAGACCACUGUAUUGGAUGUCUGUAAAAUGAUGGCAGCCAUAUGUGUAGAUGUUGUUCUUGUGGCUAAUACUGAUGAUUGGAUUUCAGGAAUUGUUACUGAGAAGGACAUAGCGACUAAGGUUAUAGCAGAGGGGUUGAGACCGGAUCAAACAUUGAUUUCAAAAGUUAUGACAAGAAAUCUAAUUUAUGCAGGCUCAGAUGCUUCGGCUAUGGAAGCUUUACAACUAAUGGCCAUAGGGAAUUUUAGGCAUCUUCCAGUUGUUGAGAACAAUGCAAUCAUAGGACUGUUAGAUAUCACUAAUUGUCUUUAUGAUGCCAUAUCAAUAAUGGGGAAAGUUGCCAAGCAGGGAAGUGUUAUUGUAGCAUCAGUUGAAGGUGUUGAAUAUCGAUAUGGAAGCAACUUACUUGAAUUAUCAAAUUUCAUGGGCAUGUUUCGUGAAAACAUGUUCAAAUCUUCUCUGUCUACUAUCAUUUUGGAGGGUUCUAGGGUUGCAAUUGUAUCUCCCUCGGACACGGUUUAUGUUGCUGCCAAAAUAAUGCGGGAUUCAUGUGUCAGUUAUGUUCUUAUUAUGACAGGAAACAACAUUCACGGGAUACUCACUUCAAAAGAUAUUCUUAUACGAGUUGUGGCCCAGGACCUCUCUCCUGAGGUGACUCUAGUAGUGAAGGUAAUGACACCCGACCCUAAAUGCACAACACUAGAUACAACUAUUUUUGAAGCACUGAACAUAAUGCAUGAUGGAAAAUUAUUAUAUCUUCCUGUUGUUGACAAAGAUGGAAAUGUUGCAGCUUGUUUUGAUGUUUUGUGGAUAAGUUAUGGAGCAAUUUUUAAGCUUGGAAGUAUCUUUGCUGCAUCUACUGAUGCUUUGUUUACGGUGAUGCGAAAGAUUUUGGAUUCAGAACUUAUCUUGAAGCCUGCUUAUUACAGUGACACUGAAAGUGAGAUAAAUAUGUCCCCAUAUGUCCCAUCAUAUGGUACACACCAUUUGAAACCUUCUUACCUAGUUGAAAAUUCAUUUUCUUUUAAACUCAAGGACCAUAAAGGACGUCUGCACAGAUUUAAUUCUGGUACAAAUAAUUUAGCUAAACUUGUUUAUGCUGUUAUGCAACGGGUGGGUGUGUAUAUUGAUCAAAAGCGCUUUCGACUUUUGUAUGAAGAUGAUGAAGGUGAAAAAGUUCUACUGACAAUGGAUGAAGAUUUGGUUGCUGCUGUUGUCCAUGCAAAAUCUGUGGGACAGAAAGUCUUGAAGAUGGAUUUGGAGUACUAUGAUUCUAGUCAAGAAAAAGAGGAGAUAACUACAAAAAAUCACAUUUGUAGUUUUCUAUUUGGAGUGCUACUUUUCGCUGUGUUCUUCUACAUACCUAUGAAGACUUUGGUAGAAAGGUAUUCAUGAUAACGUUGUUGUUGAUUAAGCUAUCUUUGAACACACUUUAUUUUUGGAUUAAAAUUAAAUAAUGUACUUGAUACUCUA